CCCUCCCCGUCGCUCUGGCCCGGGAGGCCGACCCCUCCCCGUCGCUCUGGCCCGGGAGGCCGACCCCUCCCCGUCGCUCUGGCCCGGGAGGCCUUGAACGCGGGCCCACCAGUGCUCUGUUUCUUGGCGGGGCGCCUCUCCUCCCCCUUUUGUUGAAAAAUCUCAACUCUUGAGGAACUUCUCCACGCGCUCCUCUGAUGAGCCUAACAAUCCGCAGACGGUCUGACGCCGGAGGCCUCCCCUAGCGGCCCUGCAGCCCGGCAGCUCGCUUCAGAGGUGGGCCCGGCGAGGCUGCUUUGCCCGGGUCGGCCAGCGGCUCCCGCCGGCCGCGGGACGGGCGUCCUCAGGUGCGUCCGCUGGGCGGGCCUGGCCUUCGGGGCGCAGGUGGGUGAUGCCGGGCGCGGUGACCCCCUGAUCUCCGUCGCCAGCCCCGGCCGCCCCGGCGUUGCCUGACCUUUCACACGCAGACCGUGAGAAAACCAGACAUUGCCGUGCGCCGCCCCAUGGGGUCGGGAAGACGGCCCGGCCCGGGACCCCAGCAGCUCUCCGUGCCCCUUGCGGUGCGGGAGGGGAAGGGAGGGGAGGAAGGAGAGGAGGCCGAGGGCGUCCCGGAGCCUCGGAGCCGCCCCGCCUCGGGUAAGCCCGUCUCUGGGUUCUGCUCCGGGCACGUUGUUCUCGUACAAAGGCCGCUUCCUCGCGGCAGCGGGAGAGGAGUCGGGGGUGCCCGCUCUCACUCGCUGGCUGGGGCUUUGGAUAAUAAAUUAUGGAUGUGCUGGAACCUGGGGACCCUCCCGCCAGCCCCGAGGCAGGGCAUUGGGGGGGGGGGGGGGCUGCCUUCCCUUCAGGACCACCCGCCCGCCAGCUGCCUCGGAAAGGAACGGAGAGUCAGGUCCGGUCCGGGUGGAAGCGGCUGAAGCUUCAUUCUCGGUGCGACCUUCCCUCCGUUUCCUGGUUAAACCACAGAAGCAGCCACGCGGCUGGAGAGCGUGAAGUUAAUGCUGUGUUGGCCCCGGCUGCCGAGGAGACCGCUGCCGCGUGCCUGGCGGAGGCCUCCGGGAGCUGGUGUCGCUGUCCUAGCACAGUUACGGAGGAAGGCAGGCGGUGCAGGGAGCUGGGGUGCUGUGCCCUCCUCGCAUCCCCCCAGAAAACCCCUGCUAAUGCGGUAUAGAAUGAGCCAAGGAGACUCAAACCCAGCAGCCAUUCCACAUGCAGCGGAAGAUAUUCAAGGAGAUGACAGAUGGAUGUCUCAGGUCAUUGUUGUCUGGGUAGGAACAAACAACCAUGAAAAUACAGCAGAAGAAGUAGCAGGUGGAAUCGAGGCCAUCGUACAACUUAUCAACACAAGGCAGCCACAGGCCAAAAUCAUUGUAUUGGGUUUGUUACCUCGAGGUGAGAAGCCCAACCCUCUGAGGCAAAAAAAUGCCAAGGUGAACCAGCUCCUCAAGGUUUCCCUGCCAAAGCUUGCCAAUGUUCAGCUCCUGGAUACAGAUGGGGGCUUCGUGCACUCGGACGGUGCCAUCUCCUGCCACGACAUGUUUGAUUUUCUCCAUCUCACAGGAGGGGGCUACGCAAAGAUCUGCAAACCCCUCCAUGAACUGAUCAUGCAGUUGUUGGAGGAAACACCUGAGGAGAAGCAAACCACCAUUGCCUGACUGGCUCCCAUCAGUGUUCAUUGCAUCCCCGCUUCCUGAGAUCAGUUAUGUCACUGGCACUACGGAAUCCUUCUCUUUCCUAAGGCACUUUGCGUUGUAGAAUGUUCCUGGAUGUUCAUAUCUAGUGUUUGAAAGGGAGGAGGGAUUGAAACUGGUCCUGUACAUAGGUUUGUUUGACACAGGAGAAAAAUUAGUUAAGGAAGAUGGUUGUUUAAAUUCAUUUGAAACCAGAAGGGGACUUUUUAGUUGUAUGUGUGACACAUUUAUUGAAUUAUCACUGUUUUACCUAGAAUGACAUCAAGCCUAAGUACUGAACAAAGUGAAGAUUCUUUUCUUGGCCUUUCUUUCUAUGGAUUAUGUCAUAUAUAAUAAUGAUCAGAAUCACAUCUACUUGACUUUACAACAUGGUUUUUUCUAGUUUUUAAGGUUCAUAAUUUAGCCUUUUGUUUCUAUGUUCCUUUAUUCGUGUAUUCUCAAAUGGACAUACUUGUCAUUCAUAUAUGGGAGAUGCUAUAGUUACAAGUGGGUUUGUUCCACUGUCUUAUCUUUCCCAGGCUUAGCAGUGAAGAAUAGGUUUUGCCCCAAUUGGGGAACUCUGUGGUGGGUAUUAUUUUUAUGCUGCUGAAUAUCAUGUCUGUAAUAGACCCAUGCAUGCAGCCUUUGCUCCUUUUUUGUAGGGUCCUUGUUGAUAUUACCAACUUUAACACAUUUCUUACCUAGGAGCUCUGUUGCUGGGUGUGUAAGUCCCCAGCCAGUUACUCUCAUGAUAUUCUGAUGUGUGGCUCAUUCUUGUGUGGUGUUCUGUGCUAGAGUCUGUGUAAUGCUAUCCAGAUGCAGAGUGGUUUGUUCCGUUUGCUUUUCCCUUAGAACCUGCUACAGUUUCUUUCUUUCCUUUUUUUUCGCCCCCCUUGGGUGUGUGUGUCGGGGAGGGGGGAGGAUCAGAUCAGACCUCUUCUAUUUUUCAUUCCAUAAGCCCUGACAUUAUUUCAAGUUUUGUAGUAUCUUAAGGUGUAUAUUUUAUUUUUGUAUUGUUUUAGUUUUUAAAUUAUAUGAGUCCAGAAAAGUUUGGCCUUUUCUCAUGGGGCAACAAGUAGAACUAUUCUUCAGAAUAAACAUCCUACUUGGUCCCCCCUCCUCCCCCAUCUUAGGCUUGUUUAACUUUCAGGAUUUUUUCUUAAUGAAUCUUCUGAGAAUUUCUUUCAAGAGAGCUCUUUAUUAGAUGGUUUGAGCUACAAGAACUGCCAUUUUAAAACAAUGGGACAAUGGAUGGUUUUUGUUCAGUAGACCUAUGAAAUGUAUACAAACUGGAUCUACAAACAGAUAUUUUAAACUGGACCAGGUAGAUAUUGAAGUAGCCCAUCCAGAUGUGCUCAGCAGUGAUUUUGCUUAACAUUCUGGUCUAGUAACUAAGACUUAUGUUUCAUGUCUGCUUGCCAGGCAGAUAGCAGUGCUGUGGGGGGCGGGGGAGGGGUGCUGAUUGGUGCCAAGCCUGUCCUGGUUGAGGGAUAGAGCUUCGGCUGAUGUGUUCUUUUCUUGUCAAGCCUCUUGCUAGGAAUUUUAUUGUUUUUUGUCUUUUUAAGAAAAAAAUACAUACUUUUCUGAAUGUAUCAUGUCUUCAUUAACAAAAGAAAAUACACAUGGUGUUUACUAAACUUGUUUACUAUUUUAAAAUUUUCUUUUUAUUUUUAGUAACCCAGGUUCUUGAAUUUUUCAAGACAGAUUUUUUUUUUCUUAGCUUGGAUAAAGUUCUAGGGAGAAUAACUAAUUAAGCCACAAUUUUGUGUGUGAAAAGACAGUUUCCUUUCCAGGUCUUCUGAUUGUCAGAGGGUGGGAGCCUGAGGGUGCUCCAGCAACAGAGGAUUCAGUCCCUGUGUGUGCUGGCCUCCAGCUCUUGUGCUCAUGUGUACAGACCUGAGAUAGCACUGCAUUUUCUACUUACCGGAUCUAUUCGAACAGUAGUAUUUGAAACACUAGACUCGUAAAUAAAAGUCUGCCCCAUUGCUACUGUGCAGAUAUUGAGUCCGCUUUCAUUUCUUGCCAGCACUGCCUUAGGCAAAAUGUGUUCAUCUAGGUGUCACCAAAAGUGAAUAAUUAUAAAGGCAGUGUUUAUUAAAAUACAUUUCAUUUUCAAAAUUGAGCUAUCAGCUGUUAAAGUUUGUAUAUAUUUUGGGGGGGAUACCCUGUAUUUUUCUUUCAUCAACAUCCAGGUUUGCUACAGUGACAGAACUUAAUGCUUAGUCUUUGGAUAUCUCUCUCUCUCUCUGUCCCUCUCCCUCUCCCUCUCCUUCCCCUCUCCCUCGUCCUCUCCUUCUUCCUCCCCUCCCUCCUCUAUAUAAAUUUAAUGCACCGUCCAGGUGAAAUGUCCUAGUUGUCAUUAUGAUUAAGGGGCCAACUUUGCAGAGGUAUUAUUCUAUUCCUCUAUCAGCAAAUUUUAAGUCCUUUGUCCACCCAUUCCUGCUACGUUAAGUAGCAGCUGGUGAUGACACUAUAAUGAUUUCUGCGGUCGCAUCUUGAAUGUGGCUGGUGAAAGAUGUACUGCCAGGGAUGAUCUGGGACCUGUUGUUUUGCUGCCAUAAUAUUCUAGACUGUCAUGGGCCUUUUUGGACUAUAUCUUUUGUCAAAAACCUAAACCCACACAAAACAUCUGGAGUAGCUUAUGCCCUGCUGUUACGAAUUCUGUCUCAUUGUUAAAUUCCAAAUUUCUUUAUUUUUUCAGCCUAGUCACUGUUUACAGUUGUCCGCUAAAGCCUGAAAUAUUGUUUGUGCUGUGGUGUAUGAGCAUUGCCAGUUUAUAUUUAUUGCAGUGAAGAAACUGAAAACAUUGAAAUCGUGGGCAUGUCCACGUUCCUAUGUUUGUGUGGGUGCAUGUGGGAGAAGUGAGUUGGGGUCUCUUGAAAGGAGGCUUUUUGGAGUGGGGCCUCCCAGCGUCUUGUUGGUGUUCCUGCUUGGGGAUCACUGCUGCUAGCGGACUGGACCUCCCUGGCAAGUCUGUGAUCUGCUUUGGCAAAGUUUCAUUGACCAGUGAACUCAUUCUGUUGUUGUAGUGCGUAUUUCAGUAUAAAUGUAAACAUUUCACUUAAACUGCUGUCUUUCUGCUUCCUUUAUCGAGUGAAUGGAGAAAAGAAGGGGUGGGUUUUUCCUAUCAUCUCACAAGCCAAUUGGAUACUUAGAUCUGCUUCUUUUCUGUGUGAAUGCACCAAGCUGACCCUCGGGUUAAUCUCCUUAGGGGUGUAGGCUGAUAGGGUGGGAUGAACAGAUACAAGGAAUCCUAAGUAGAUAUAUGGGAAAAUUGUUAAAGAAAGUGUUUCAGAUUGGUUAAGAAUAUCUGGCAGUUAAAAACAGAAUUAACUUUUAAAUGA
This is a messenger RNA of Myotis myotis, 5011 nucleotides long. RefSeq names its product platelet activating factor acetylhydrolase 1b catalytic subunit 2 (gene PAFAH1B2). Bases 996 to 1652 code for a protein of 218 amino acids. The record is from RefSeq and is a predicted model, not a curated record. NCBI's taxonomy places the organism in Eukaryota, Metazoa, Chordata, Mammalia, Chiroptera, Vespertilionidae. The transcript has 4 exons.